Messenger RNA from Trifolium pratense (red clover), 2983 nucleotides. RefSeq names its product sulfoquinovosidase-like. Bases 1 to 2607 code for a protein of 868 amino acids. The transcript is spliced from 8 exons. The record is from RefSeq and is a predicted model, not a curated record. Gene Ontology annotation, molecular function: hydrolase activity, hydrolyzing O-glycosyl compounds; carbohydrate binding. NCBI's taxonomy places the organism in Eukaryota, Viridiplantae, Streptophyta, Magnoliopsida, Fabales, Fabaceae. Gene Ontology annotation, biological process: carbohydrate metabolic process.
AUGGCAAUCCUUAAAAUAAGCAAAAAACAUCACAAACGUUUCAACAAUCCUUUCCCUUCUGCACCAACAACUCUCCCUAAUGUCCAAGGCUCAUUAUUCAUCAAUUCCAAAGCUUUAUCUUCACAAGAUCAAACCUUUUCAAUUGGCAAUGAUUUUCAACUUUUUUGGUCCAAUAUCAAUGGUGGGCACCUUUCAAUUUCACAUCUUUCUCAGAAAAACAGACCCAUUUGGUCAACAAUCUCAGGAAAAGCUUUUGUUUCAGCUGCAGUGGUUGACACAGAGAUUGAAGAAAGUAGAGGUUCUUUUCUUGUUAAAGAUAAAGAUGUUCAUGUGAUUUGUAAUCAUCAAACUAUUGAUGAUAUUAGGAUUAUUGAUCAAUUUGGUGAUCAUUUGGAAUAUGAAGUUGAAGAUUUGGAUCAGAAAAGUUAUGCAGAAGAGAUAAAGUUACCUACUUUGUUGAUCACAGGAAGGCUUUUCAAUAUGAGUAAGAAGAGUAAAAGGUUUCAAAAAUAUGGAAUUCAAGGAAAUAUACAGUUUGAAUCAAAAGGGCCAUUUGUGUAUGCAAGGUAUUGGGUUUUGUUCAAUCAGAAAAAUAAGCAUGAAGUUGGUUUUCAAGUGAAGAUUGAGAAACUCAACUUUAGUUCAAGCAAUAAGGUGUCUUCAGAAGGUUCUGGAAUUUACAAUGGUUUCAAGAAGAGGUUGAGUAAUAGAAAAAAGAGGUUAGGUUGGUGUUGGUAUCUUUCAAGGCCAAGAGGUUUUGUUUUGGUUUCGUCGGUUGAGGAUGAAAUAGGAGACAUGAAAAUACCUAAACCAAAAGAAUUCAAUAGGGUUUGGUUGACAUAUGAAAGUGAUGAGAAUGAAAGGUUUUAUGGUUUUGGAGAGCAGUUUUCUCACAUGAAUUUUAAGGGCAAAAGGGUGCCUAUCUUAGUUCAAGAACAAGGUAUUGGAAGAGGAGAUCAACCUAUCACUUUAGCUGCUAACUUGGUUAGUUACAGGGCAGGAGGUGAUUGGAGUACAACAUAUGCUCCUUCUCCAUUCUACAUGACAUCAAAAAUGAGGUCUCUUUACCUUGAAGGAUAUGAUUAUACCGUCUUCGAUCUUACUAGACUUGACAGAGUACAGAUACAGAUAUAUGGAAACUCGGUUGAAGGACGGAUAUUGCAUGGGAACACACCUUGUGAGCUGAUUGAACAUUUCACAGAAACCAUUGGAAGGCUACCUGAGCUUCCAGAGUGGAUAAUAUCUGGUGCUAUAGUUGGAAUGCAGGGUGGCACUGAUGCUGUACGUCGUAUUUGGGAUGAAUUAAGAACUUAUGACGUUCCUGUCUCAGCAUUUUGGUUACAGGAUUGGGUAGGGCAGAGAGAAACAAUGAUUGGCUCACAACUUUGGUGGAAUUGGGAAGUGGAUGACCAAAGAUAUUGGGGUUGGAAGGAACUUAUCAAAGAUCUUAGAACUCGAAAUAUAAAAGUUAUGACAUAUUGCAAUCCCUGUCUCGCUCCGGUUGAUGAGAAGCAUAACAAAAAGAGAAACCUUUUUGAGGAGGCAAAACAAUUGGACAUAUUGGUGAAAGACGGUAAUGGCAAUCCGUACAUGGUUCCCAAUACUGCCUUUGAUGUGGGAAUGCUGGAUCUAACUCACCCAAAAACUACAACUUGGUUCAAGCAGAUUCUACUUGAAAUGGUGGAUGAUGGAGUUAGAGGAUGGAUGGCUGAUUUCGGCGAAGGCCUGCCCGUUGACGCCGUUCUAUAUUCAGGUGAAGAUCCUAUUUUAGCUCAUAACAGAUAUCCAGAACUAUGGGCCAAAAUCAACAGAGAAAUUGUGGAAGAAUGGAAAAGUAAGUCCUUGGACAAGUCGAAGGAAGACGAAGAAGAUGGCUUGGUUUUCUUCAUGAGGGCUGGAUUUAGAGAUAGUCCUAAGUGGGGGAUGCUAUUUUGGGAAGGAGAUCAAAUGGUCAGUUGGCAAGCAAAUGAUGGAAUAAAGAGUUCUGUUGUUGGCUUACUUAGCAGUGGAAUUUCUGGCUAUGCCUUUAAUCACAGUGACAUUGGAGGUUAUUGUACAGUUAACUUACCUAUUGUUAAAUACCGAAGAAGUCAAGAAUUGCUUUUGCGUUGGAUGGAGCUUAAUUCUUUCACCACGGUCUUCCGCACUCACGAAGGAAACAAACCAUCAUGCAAUAGUCAGUUUUACUCAAAUGAACAAACACUGUCACACUUUGCGCGCUCCGCAAAAAUAUACACAGCAUGGAAAUUUUACCGAAUGCAACUAGUGAAGGAAGCAGCACAGAAAGGAUUGCCUGUAUGCCGGCACCUAUUUCUCCAUUACCCUAAUGAUGAACAUGUGCAUAACUUUAGUUAUCAACAGUUCUUGGUUGGUUCUGAGUUCCUAGUGGUUCCUGUUCUUGACAAAGGAAAGAAGAAAGUUAAAGCUUAUUUUCCAUUGGGAGAGAGUAGUAGUUGGCUACAUAUUUGGACAGGAAAAAUAUUUUCCAAACAAGGAAGUGAGUCAUGGAUAGAAGCUCCGAUAGGUUAUCCUUGUGUGUUUAUUAAGGUUGGUUCCAUUAUUGGAGAAACCUUUUUGAGUAACCUAAAAAAUUUAGGAAUUCUUUAAUGAAGCAUUCAUUGAAGAAGAUUGAAUCUCAACCAACUGAGUCUCGCAGAAGGAGUUAGACACUCACAACGAGGCGAACCAAUGUUUGGAUUUCGGCUGGGAGAAGUGUUCAUAUUAAGUGUCCACAACGCCUCAAAUAGGAUUACUUCCAAUGGAGGGAACCUAUAGUUUGUAAGUAAGUUUUCAAUUUAUGGUUGUAAAUCACUUGUAUAUCAUUGUAAUUAAAGCUAGUGUACAGAAAUAGGUGGAAGAAAUUGAUAUUCAAUUAUUUGGCACCACAAAGGGUUCAUGAACAAGAAAACAAUGUAUAGGAAGAUAAAAGUAACUUAAUUAUGUAUAUGAUGCUAUCUGACCUAUAAAGUGGUGUUGAGAGCAA